Callithrix jacchus (white-tufted-ear marmoset) is the source of this 5247-nucleotide messenger RNA. NCBI's taxonomy places the organism in Eukaryota, Metazoa, Chordata, Mammalia, Primates, Cebidae. The record is from RefSeq and is a predicted model, not a curated record.
CGCGACGUCGCGGGAGCGCGCGUGGCCGCUCGCUGAGCCCCAGAAUGCACUGCGGGCACGAGAGCGCGCGCUGCCCAGCGACCGCGGGAAAAUUCCAAAAAACUCCAAGCAAAAAGCCAAUACGAGGUAAAGCCAAAUUUUCAAACCACAGAUCCCGGGUGGUGGCUUCCUUUCCGCCACUGCCUAAACUGCUGAAGCAGCUCCGGCGAGGACCACCCGGUAGCAAUAAAUUACCUGUGGAACCAAAAGGAGAAAGAGGCAAAAAUAACUUGGAGCCAAGUCACCAGUCACAAAGGCAAAAAGAAGCUUCCUAAUAUUUUGAUAACUAAUGUGUUCCUCUGCUCACUUUCUAACUGGUCUAACCAAAACCCAACAGUCUUACUGUCAGAUUUAAUGUAUGCCCGCUAUUUCCUUCAGUGCUGCAUAGGCUUCUGUGAAGGGGAUGUCACCUUUUCCCUUUUUCCAAGAUGGCUCAAGAUUCAGUAGAUCUUUCUUGUGAUUAUCAGUUCUGGAUGCAGAAGCUUUCUGUAUGGGAUCAGGCUUCUACUUUGGAAACUCAGCAAGACACCUGUCUUCACCUGGCUCAGUUCCAGGAGUUCCUGAGGAAGAUGUAUGAAGCCUUGAAAGAGAUGGAUUCUAAUACAGUUAUUGAAAGAUUCCCCACAAUUGGUCAACUAUUGGCAAAAGCUUGUUGGAAUCCUUUUAUUUUAGCAUAUGAUGAAAGCCAAAAAAUUCUAAUAUGGUGCUUAUGUUGUCUGAUUAACAAAGAACCACAGAAUUCUGGACAAUCAAAACUUAACUACUGGAUACAGGGUUUAUUAUCUCAUAUACUUUCAGCACUCAGAUUUGAUAAAGAAGUUGCUCUUUUCACUCAAGGUCUUGGAUAUGCACCUAUAGAUUACUAUCCUGGUUUGCUUAAAAAUAUGGUUUUAUCAUUAGCAUCUGAACUCAGAGAGAAUCAUCUUAAUGGAUUUAACACUCAAAGGCGAAUGGCUCCCGAACGAGUGGCAUCCCUGUCACGAGUUUGUGUCCCACUUAUUACCCUGCCAGAUGUCGACCCCCUGGUGGAGGCUUUGCUCAUCUGUCAUGGACAUGAACCUCAGGAAAUCCUCCAGCAAGAGUUCUUUGAGGCUGUAAACGAGGCCAUUUUGCUGAAGAAGAUUUCUCUCCCCGUGUCAGCUGUAGUCUGCCUCUGGCUUCGGCACCUUCCCAGCCUUGAAAAAACAAUGCUGCAUCUUUUUGAAAAGCUAAUCUCCAGUGAGAGAAAUUGUCUGAGAAGGAUCGAAUGUUUUAUAAAAGAUUCAUUGCUGUCUCAAGCAGCCUGCCACCCUGCCAUAUUCCGGGUUGUUGAUGAGAUAUUCAGGUGUGCACUCCUGGAAACCGAUGGGGCCCCAGAAGUCAUAGCCACUAUUCAAGUGUUUACACAGUGCUUUGUAGAAGCUCUGGAGAAAGAAAACAAGCAGCUGCAGUUUACACUCAAGACCUACUUUCCGUACACUUCUCCAUCUCUUGCCACGGUGCUGCUACAAGACCCUCAAGGUAUCCCUCAGGGACAGUGGCUCCAGACAUUGAAGCACAUUUCUGAACUGCUCAGAAAAGCGGUUGAAGAUCAGACUCACGGGUCCUGCAGAGGUCCCUUUGAGAGCUGGUUCUUGUUCAUUCACUUUGGAGGAUGGGCUGAGAUGGCAGCCGAGCAGUUACUGAUGUCAGCAGCUGAACCCCCCACGGCCGUGCUGUGGCUCUUGGCCUUCUACUACGGCCCUUGUGAUGGGAGGCAGCAGAGAACACAGACCAUGGUCCAGGUAAAGGCUGUGCUGGGCCACCUCCGGGCGAUGUGCAGAAGCACCACCCUCUCUGCCAAGGACCUCCAGACGGCAGCGGGACAGGGCACAGACACAGACCCCAGAGCUCCUGCACAACAGCUGAUCAGGCACCUUCUCCUCAACUUCCUGCUCUGGGCUCCUAGAGGCCACAUGAUUGCCCGGGAUGCCAUCACUCUGCCAACAGAAAUUAACAACAGAUCAUGUAAAGACGAGCAGCCCUACAAAACCUCCCCAACAGAGAGAACAAGUGACCAGCUCAAAGAAGCCCGCUCACCAUCACAUGCCAGAGGAAGCUGCUAGAAGAAACUGUGCAUCCAGCUGUGGAGAACCCAAACUACUCCUUGGAUGCCUCCAUCUCUCAUCUCUCUUCCAACUCACAGCCACCUAAAUGUGCCAUUUGCCAGGUCCACACACAAACAGAGGUAUCUUCUGCUGUAAGCUUUGUGAAGAUGGGUGCCAGUUUCCUGAGGCGGAAAGGCCAGGCGAGCUGGUGUGGCCUGGCAGGAUGGCCCACAUAUGGAUGGGAGGGACAGCUGGGGAUAGGGACCUGCUGCUCUGCCACUGCUCUGGGACUCAGGGAAAGAGCCUCACUUUCUUAACUGCACAAGAGAAACCUUACUUAUACCAGUUUGUAGGGAUCCUGUAGUGAGAUGGGCCUGCUUCUGUGUUCUUUAAGUGUUCUAUCAAACAGUGCUUCUCUAAUCUCACCACACCUCACUUUCGGCAAUGACUACUGUCAUUCUAAAACUUGGAGGACAUUAUAUAAUUUAGAUUUGAGAAUGGAGGGUUUCGCCUCUCCUUUUCUGUCUGUGCUUUCCUUCAUCUUAUUUACACACACAAACAACAAAGCAUAAACGGGUUUAUUUCCCAGUAGAACAAGGCCCUCGGGGGGUACAGGAGGCAGCAGCAGGCCAUAGCUGGUGCAGGUCCAGGAGAUGGCGGGUGAAAGAGGCUCUUUCACUGCAAAUCUGAAGUCAGUAUUUCCACUUUUCUUACAGUUAGAAAUAGUUUAUUGUCAAGAUUAGUAAGAGACCCAGGCUUCUGACCCCUGGAGGCUAUCAUGGCAUCCAGGAAGGACAAACGAAGCCUAAUCUCCCACCCCCACUCCCUUUCCCACCCCACGAAGAGAAGAUAAAAACAAGUCUUUUCAUUAUAAAGAGCUAAGUGUAUGUCAAUAUUUCAGCGACAGGAUGCUGAGAAGACAACACAGAAAUGCUGUGGGAGGCCAGAUAGUUCCUGCGCGCUACAGUCUUCACUUCUCUUCUUUCCUUUGAGAAACAAAAAAAAAUCCUUAUUUUUAUCCCCCAAACUCAAGGACCCACACACAAUUCACACAGCAUUCAUCACCAUAGGAGUUGGGAUGGCUUCAGUCUCACUGAAACCCAGCAGCAUUUCUGAGGGACCCCUGACAGAAUAUCCAUCUCCAGACCACCAAGGGGCUUCAUGGUCAUGAAAGAUGCUCCGCCCUCCUCCAUCAAGUUCCUCUGCAACUGAUAAGGCAUGAAAGCCCUAUGGGCCAGGGAGCUGGGGCCACAAAGAGAGAGAGGUUCCACAGCAUGUCCAGUCUAGAGGUCUACUCUUAUUUCUUCAUUAACAAGAGUGGACGAUGUGUCUUUUUGUAACUUAGUCAGAAUAAAAUUAAACAACAGGGACACCACAUGCCCCGAGACAGUGCCUGGCACCAGCGGGCACUCCUCACCAUCUCUUCUGGUCCCAAGCCUCCCCACAGCACCUGGUGGGGAGACCAGCCUCCCUGUGGAGUUGUCCUCUCUGCACAGUUAGGUAGGAGUUUGCUUUUCAGAGGUGAAAGCCACACUCCCUGGCUGUCUCUCUGUUCCUGCCCUGCUUGGGAGCCAGGGGAGUGCUAGAGGCUGGCCCAGGCUCCCCCAGAGCCACAGCCCUGUGCUGUCCCGCGCCUAGGAAAGGAGAUGUCGUCCCCAGAGCCACAGCCCUGUGCCGUCCCACACCUGGGAAAGGAGAUGUCGUCAGGCCCUUCCUAUUCCCCUUGGCUGGAGGCACACAUAACCCAGGCUCCUGGGGAGAGCCAGCUGUGGCUGCUUGCCAGAAAGGACAUGAGGGGCUGUCCAAAGGGGAGCAGCUGUGACACUCAGAGGGACUUACUAAGAGACAGUGUCCCCUUCCCCUCUCCUCCCCAUGCCUGGAAGAACGCAGAAGAACCAGAUGAGAUCCUCCCCAGCCACAGGCUACCCCCACAAGCCUACACCUGGGCAGGAGAUCAGAAGUUUAAACCUGAAAUUAUGAUAAGGGCUUAGCUCCCUGGGAAACUGGACAAAGCCCAGCUGGGAAUAGGGAUGGGAGAAAAAUGUAACUAUUUCAUUUUAGACCCAAACAAAUGGAGACUAAUCAGCAAACGAAUCACACCCAAAAGAAGUCCAUUUUUUCUUAGCUUUUUAGAAUUGUUUCUAGAUUAAUAUACAAAAUACUGUAAGGCCUUCCUCUCAUCCCUCUGCCCACUGUGCCAGUGUGUUUCACGCACACACAAUGUAUUUUUCCUUUUCUUCCUAACAAAAAUGACUUCAUGGAUGGCAUUAAUCUGUACCCCAAUAAAAAUAUGUAUUUACUUAAUACAAUUACAUAGAUAUUUAAUAGAGUAUCUUGACUCAUGAUUCCCAUUAGUGCAGAAAGAGAUUUCUCCCUACGGCUUCUCAGUUCUCUUCAUUUAUGUUUAAUGUUUCAUGGCUACAUAUGCCGAAAGUAAUCAAAUGGUACACUUUGAAUAGCCACAUUUUAUUGUAUUCAAGUUUCAAUAAGUUGAAAAUUUAAUCAUCUUUAAAACUAUGAUUAAAAUUCAUCAGGUCACCCCAAAUGCAUGCCAGGAAUCACCUGAGAGCCUAGAGUCAGCACCUAUUUCAGACCUAAACAGACCCAGACCCCAGACCCUGAUCGAAGGGGCAAGGAAGAAAAACGAUCAAGUAGGUGUGGGGGGGAAGGAGAGUGGGUAAGUAGAGAAAGAACAAGACAGCAGAAGGGAAACAGGGACAGGACACUGAGAAGUGAGACCAGAGCUGUCCAUGGCAGUGAGCACAGGGUCCUGGACACCUGAAGCAUCUGCACCUCUACCCUGGUGCCAGCCGCCUCAUGCCAGCCUCUCAAGCACUUGACGCCUUCCCUACCAAGGAGGUGCUCAUCUCUUCCCUCUGAAACUGCUGGUGCUGACUCUGGGUGACAGACAAGCAAGUGGCCUUGGAGGGAAGAGCAGACACAGCCCAGGCCAGGCUGGCCUCCUGACCUGCCGGAAGCAGGCGAGAGCUCCCACAUGGAAUAAACUGGCACAGCUCUCAUAAGAAGAAAAGGCAUCUGGGUCUCUGGAUCCUUUCUAUGUCAUCACAGUGAAACUGACCCUUGCACAAUACACAGGUGUGUACCCUAGAAUACUUUGGUCCAAUAAAAAUUACCUUGAAAA